GCCAUCUUGUUGGGAGGUGAAAUUUUUGGAUUUUCUGUUUCCGAAGUCUCUUAGUUAGUUAGCCUUAAAAUUUAAUUCUUAGCCGUUUUCCGUAGUUAUUUUAGUACGGUACACGCGACACGUUAAUCGCAGAGUGUGGUGACGUCAGAGGCAAUGUGUGGAAGCGCGUGCACAGGAUGUGUUUGAUACUUAUUUUGUUGGUAGAGAAGUGAGAGAGAGGCAGCAAGGGGGAGUGAACGCAGCGGAAUCUACGACAGCGGCCUUACACACACUGCACAGCCUGUUUCUGACCAGACGAGCUCUGUUUACCAGCACACGAAGAGACGUUCUUAAAUUAUACGCGGCCCGUGGAGGUUGUUUUGUCCGCCGUUGACGUGUCGAAAAUGCAACAGGAGAGAAGAGGAAGACGGAUGACGCACGAGCAUCGGGCAAAACUGUGAAAUUCGGGUCCGGUGCCGCAACAAAUCUGCUAUUUUGUGAAGUUCGGGCAUCUUAAAGGCUUUUCAGCAUGUCUAAGAUGCCUGCGAAGAAGAAGAGUUGCUUUCAGAUCACUAGUGUGACUCAGGCUCAAGUCGCUGCCAACAGCGCGACCGACGACACCGAGAGCUUGGACGACCCGGAUGAGUCCCGGACAGAGGACGUGUCCUCCGAGAUAUUUGACGUGUCCAGGACUGACUAUGAGCCCGAGGUUUGUGACAUCAGCUCCUCCGAGGAGACCUUGAAUAAUGUAAGUGAAUCGGAGGGGCAGUUGUCCGCUGUCGCCCCUCUGAACGGCGGGGUUGGGGCGCGUAACGCGCUUCCUGUGGGUUACCAGAGCGCAGGCAACGUUCAGGCCUCUGGUGCGCAACAGGCUGGCACAUUGUCCACGUCUCAGCCAGCACAAGUCACAAAUGUGUCAAGUGCGACUACUAUAGCCAGCUGCAGUUCCCGCUUCAGGGUCAUUAAACUUGACCAUGGCACUGGAGAGCCCUUUCGGAGGGGAAGAUGGACCUGUACUGAGUAUUAUGAGAAGGAUCAAGAGGGCUCUGUGAUGAGCCGGGCAGUGGAUAGUAUAAGGCAUACGAAUGUGACAGAGCCCGGGACGGAUAGGGACAGUGGGCUCGGGGCCACAGUUGGCUCCGUAAUGGCACAGGUGGGGGUUUCUGACACGAGUUAUGACAGUUCUUCUUUCUCCGGCUCACCACAUCCUCUAGAGCAGUCACACAGUUUCAGCGUGGCCCCACAGCAGGUUGCAUCAGGAUCUGGGUCCCUAGAGUCCUUUAGUAAUAAGCCAGUGCCUGUGAUUGUUCCACAGCAUGUGCUGGGCAGCAGUGUCCAUCCUACUGCCCAUGAUGGAGUACAUCAGGGCACUCACAUUCAGAAAUCUCCCAGCAUGCCUCCUGCAGUACAGCCGCUGCUUUUUCAAACCCAGCCUAUUACACAUCAUCUGCAUACCCAACCAGCUCUGACCGACUACGGUCAACAGCACAUGCCGAUUACGGUAACCCAGACCCACCCAGGGGCCAGCCUGUCCAUCGGACUCGGCGUCAAUCAGGGUCCAUCACCCGUUCUGACCCCAGCCGCUGGAGGAAUGCAGGUUCUGGGUGUUGAAAUGUCCAGUGCCAAUGGAGGGGUUCCACUAGGUGGCCAGACAGUGUCACCGGUCCCAAGCCUAUUGGGGCUCUUGACAACAGGGACCUCCAUUCAGCAACAGCCAGUGGCACAAUACCAGGCCUCGGGAGCAUUUCAUGGUUUGUGUACAGUCCCACAAAGCACGCAGAACAUGCCCACAGAGCCAGUGACUGCUGCUGUGCCAGGAACUGCUCCUGGGAGGGCAACCAUACUCAACCUUAAUACCUCUGCACACAGCCAACCGCCCCAAGUCCCCCAUAAUGGAAUGGCUGUGGCCACCCCAGGAAUGCCCACCAGCAGCUUCGGGCAGGCGGAUGAGAGCCGGAGGAUGUCUGAUGCUGCUGCACAGAUUUCUGCUGUUCACAAUAAAGACAUGCUGAAGCCCUUAAUCCCAGAAGGCCUGGAAUUGCACAACCCGGCUGUGAACAGUCUUUUCGGAAUAUCCAUUCCCAUUGAUGGGGAGGAUGACAGGAACCCCUCCACAGCUUUCUACCAAGCCUUCCAGUCUGGCAGUAGGCUGAAGAACUCAAAGAUGACCUGUGAUAGUGCCUCAGGAGCGAGUGUCGUCGCUAUUGAUAACAAAAUAGAGCAAGCAAUGGAUUUAGUGAAAAGCCAUCUGAUGUAUGCUGUGCGGGAGGAGGUGGAGGUGUUAAAGGAGCAGAUAAAGGAGCUCUUUGAGAGGAACUCUGAGCUGGAGCGAGAGAAUGCUGUGCUAAAAUCUCUAGCCAACAGCGAGCAACUCUCCCAACUCUCCAUCCAAUCCAGCUCCAACCCCUCCAGGGCUCCCUCACAGCUUGGGCCAAGCACAGCCCAACCUCCGCAGCCUUACCCACAGCUGGAAGUCAACAACACCAUGAACUCCCUACCACGAGAACCGCAGCCCAACGUCACCUCUGCUUGAAG
Molecule: messenger RNA, 2514 nt
Organism: Xyrauchen texanus (razorback sucker)
Lineage: Eukaryota; Metazoa; Chordata; Actinopteri; Cypriniformes; Catostomidae
Product: TSC22 domain family protein 2-like
Exons: 4
Coding region: 509-2512 (667 amino acids)
Biological process (GO): regulation of transcription by RNA polymerase II
Source: RefSeq, a predicted model, not a curated record